Messenger RNA from Prorocentrum cordatum, 348 nucleotides. The record is from the annotation of a GenBank genome assembly. Lineage: Eukaryota; Dinophyceae; Prorocentrales; Prorocentraceae.
AUGCGGACCUCAUUUGGGAGGCCCGCCUCCUUCCCUAUGUACUAUAUAGCUGCAGCCUGUGGCCCCUGGCCGCGUGGGCCCGCGUACUUCGCGCUGCUGUUCCGGCUCUGGACCCUCUUCAUGCCGAGCAGGCUUCUGAUGUUCAUCAUCGUGCCGGUGAAGUAUCAGGUCCUCUGGGACAGCGUGGUGUCGUUCCUCUGGCAGGUCGUCCUGUCCCUCUUCGAGUCCAAGCACGGGAGGAUGCUCGGCUCGAACGGGGGCCUGAUCGCCGAGGCCAUGGAGUUCGAGGGGUUCGGCUACCUGGUCGCGAGGCCGGUUGGCGUCCAGUUCCUACCCCGGGAGUCCUGA